CACAGGUCUCCUGAUUUCCAGAGCCACAGAAAAACCCUGACAGCUUGAGUUGCACCUGCAAGACAGUUUUUCACUCCAAAAGUACUGAGGUUGCUGGCUGGAAUUCCCUUCUGACAGGACAUCCUCUUUGGUUAUUUCUUCUUUUGGGGUGAAAUAGAAACAUAGAGGAAAGAAAAUGUCGGAGCACAGCAGGAAUUCAGAUCGAGAAGAUCUGCUUGGUGAGGAGGUUGAUGAAGAUGAAAUCUUGGCUAACUUGUCCCCUGAAGAGCUGAAGGAACUGCAGUCAGAAAUGGAGGUCAUGGCCCCUGACCCCCACCUUCCUGUGGGAAUGAUUCAGAAAGAUCAAACCGACAAGCCACCGACAGGAAACUUCGACCAUAAAUCUCUCGUUGAUUAUAUGUAUUGGCAAAAGGCAUCCAGGCGUAUGCUGGAAGACGAACGCGUUCCUGUCACCUUUGUACAAUCUGAGGAAAACACCCAAGAGCUGCAUGAAGACAGAGACAGAGGUAUUAAAAAUGUGGCCCAGUUUUUAAAAGAAAGGCUCAAUAAUGAAAUAGCUGCAAGUAAAAGGGAGUCAAAAAGUGGCAACAGCAUACAAGACACAGAUGAUCAUAAUGAUGAGGAGGAGGAAGAAGAGGAAGAUGAUGAAGAUGGUGAAGAAGAUGAAGAGGAAGAUGAUGAAGAUGAUGGAGAAGAUGAUGGUGAUGUGACUGAUGAAACAACCAAAACAGAAGAAGAAAACCAAGCAAAGGAACAAAGCAGAAAUGGCAAGAACAACAGCCAACAAGUCAGUACUAAAACAUUGGAAGAACAGAGAGACAGGCCAGAGGCCCGAGAAAAAAGUGAGAAAAAAAUAGCAAAACUAGAUCCUAAGAAAUUGGCUUUAGAUACCAGUUUUCUUAAGAUAAGUGCAAGGCCCUCAGGGAACCAAACAGACUUGGAUGGGAGCUUGAGACGAGUGAGACAAAAUGACCCUGACAUGAAGGAGCUCAACCUGAACAACAUUGAAAACAUCCCCAAAGAAAUGUUACUGGACUUUGUCAAUGCCAUGAAGAAAAACAAACACAUCAAAACAUUCAGUUUAGCAAAUGUGGGUGCAGAUGAGAGCGUAGCGUUUGCCUUGGCCAACAUGCUACGUGAAAACAGGAGCAUCACCACACUCAACGUUGAGUCCAACUUCAUCACGGGUAAGGGCAUUGUGGCCAUUCUGAGGUGUCUCCAGUUUAAUGAGACCCUAACCGAACUUCGGUUUCACAAUCAGAGGCACAUGCUGGGCCACCAUGCCGAAAUGGAAAUAGCCAGGCUUUUAAAGGCCAACAACACCCUGCUGAAAAUGGGUUACCAUUUUGAACUUCCGGGUCCCAGAAUGGUGGUCACUAAUCUGCUCACCAGAAAUCAGGAUAAACAAAGGCAGAAAAGACAAGAAGAACAAAAACAACAGCAACUAAAAGAGCAGAGAAAGUUAAUAGCCAUGUUGGAGAAUGGGCUGGGGCUGCCCCCUGGGAUGUGGGAGAGGUUGGGAGGCCCCAUGCCAGACUCCAGAAUGCAGGAGGUCCUCCAGCCACCUCCAGGGCCCAACCUCCAAGCAGUCCCCUCCAGCCGAAGAAAUGAAAUGACAAAAAAGCCAUCUCAACCUCCACAGUACAAGACGGACCCUGACUCCUUCAGGGUGGUGAAGCUGAAGAGAAUUCAACGCAAAUCUCGCAUGCCAGAAGCCAGGGAAGCACCCGAGAAAACCAACCUCAAAGAUGUGAUCAAAACGCUUAAACCAGUGCCCAGGAAUAGGCCCCCCCCACUGGUGGAAAUCACUCCCAGAGAUCAGCUCUUAAAUGACAUUCGUCACAGCAACGUCGCCUAUCUGAAACCUGUGCAACUGCCAAAAGAACUGGCCUAAGAGGCAACAGAAUCAUCUAGAAGAACAAGGGGGUGAAACAGUGACUCUUGGACUGGGCAUGGAAGCUAUUUCAGCAGCAGCAACACUUCUGGAUACAGGAGGUGGACUGGCAACAGGGCUAACAUGUGAAACAUGGAAUUCUUAUGCCAUGACAAAAUACAAACAGAAGAGGAAGGGGGAGGAGAUAAAAAAUUAAUAUUCAUAGGCAACAUUUUUCUACUUCUAAUCAAUUUGCGUAAUUGGGUGAAAUUUAGCUGUGCUUCCAGAAGCAAAAGUUGAGAUUUAUUUUGUAAACAUUUACUUUCCUAUUGCUUUCUUCUGGUAAAUGACAAUAAAUAUGACGGCAGUGUAAAGUACUCAUUAUAUUCCUAUUUCUUUCUCUUCCCACUCCUCUGGUGUAAUUCACUGCACAGUAUUUUAAAGGGAAUAAAGCAUGUUUCAGCCUAAGGAAAUAUGGAGAGUGAAUUGAACUCCUAGUCCUGCCAAAGCUUCAAAGUAAAGGAUGGUUUGUUAGCUCUUCUCUGAAGAGUGAGUGGAGAUUUCUCCCUUGAUGUUUUAGGGUGUUCUUCUGAUAGGAGUAUCUGGGAGAAACAGAACACUUUAGCUAUAGGACAUGGAAAAAACAAUGUUGCCAGAAAAAGUGGUGAGAAAAGUAAAUCCUUCAUAUACAUGGAAACUUCUGGACAGUGUUUCUAUAUAUAGGGACAAUGGAUGAUAACAUGCUGUUUUAUAAGGGAAAAAAUGGCAGAAUAAAUAAUAUGAUUAUUGACAAAUUUGGGGGUUUAUCUAAAUAGAUGUGUGUUUGUACAUACAGAUGCACACACAAAUAUUUAUAUAUAUUUUUAGCUUAAUCCGUGAGUCUAAUUUGAUCUUGUUCUCAGAAGCCCUGUGAAGGAAGCUUGUCUGGAUUAAACUCCUUAUCCUAUUCUUCAGGGUACGCCAUUGCCUGGCCCCAAUGUACUAAUCCAGUGUUAGCCCUUGCAAAUCCUUCACUCCUCUUGAUAAAACACUGUCCUGCAUACCCUAUGCUCCUGCUCUCUCUGACCUUUCCACAGAACCCGCCAACAGACUCCCUCCUGCCCUCUGUGAAGGCCUGGUCCAAUCUCAACAAAACCGUUCUGACACUCUAACCCACAUUCUUUUUCCCUUCCAAGGGCCCAGAGCCCUCAGUUAUGUUCUAGAAUUUGAGGUUUUGUAAUAAAAAUCUCACAAAAUAAAAGCCAUCACUUUUUGAAGUGAUAUGAACCUAGGAUUUAGGAAAUCAAGGUGUAGAGCCUUUUCCCUUCUUUACAUGCAUGAAUAAUUGGCCUUCUUUUUCCUUUUAUAGAAUCAUAGGUGAUACAACAGGCAGAGCAGGCUGGGAGAGAAUUCUCUAAUGGGGACAAACGUAAAGCAACAUAUUUCUUGGAAGAACAAGCCACGAGAAAUACUGUUUCUGUUUUUCAAAGAUAAUUUAGUGUGUAUAAAAGUAGCCAAAUUUAAAUAUUUACAUUCUCCACCAAGUUAGUAAUUUAAAAAUAACCAACAACUGAUGGCUUUGUCUUUUCCUACUGUGAUAUUUCUAGAAAACAUUCUUGCAUGCAAGCAGGAUAGUUAAGAACGGGUUACAAUACAUAAAACUUUUAAGUGUCUAGCACCAUUCUGAAUCUAAGAGAUCAAACUCUGACAAGAAAAUGCACUCUGAUCAUAUUCAAAAACUUCAUGUAUAUUAGUAGUUGAAGUUCUAGAAAGCCCUAGGUGUUUGUUCAGCCACAGUAUCAAUAAAGGCAGGAAUUUCAAAAAGUAUCAGUAGUCCUGAAAGAGAAUUUGAACCCUGUACUCAAAAAAAAAAAAAAAAACCCAAAAAAUCCAUUCAAUUUCAUGGCUUACUGUCACAGAUUUAGCCAAGAGUGGGGAAGUGUCUCACAUCAUGGUUUUUCUGUCCACUGCUCACACCAAAGAUCUUAGGAGAAGAUUUGCAAUUGUUUUUAAAAUGUAAUAUUAAGAGCUGGAGGCGUGGCUAAAGUGAUAGAGCUCCUGCCUAGCAAGCUCUGAAUUUCAA
Molecule: messenger RNA, 3935 nt
Organism: Castor canadensis (American beaver)
Lineage: Eukaryota; Metazoa; Chordata; Mammalia; Rodentia; Castoridae
Gene: Lmod3
Product: leiomodin 3
Biological process (GO): actin filament organization; pointed-end actin filament capping; muscle contraction
Cellular component (GO): striated muscle thin filament; myofibril; cytoskeleton
Molecular function (GO): tropomyosin binding
Source: RefSeq, a predicted model, not a curated record